Molecule: messenger RNA, 336 nt
Organism: Rangifer tarandus platyrhynchus (Svalbard reindeer)
Lineage: Eukaryota; Metazoa; Chordata; Mammalia; Artiodactyla; Cervidae
Source: the annotation of a GenBank genome assembly
AUGGCGGGCCGGCCAGCUGUUUCAGCAUCAAGCAGGUGGCUGGAGGGUAUUCGAAAAUGGUAUUACAACGCUGCUGGGUUCAAUAAACUGGGCUUAAUGCGAGAUGACACAAUACAUGAGAAUAACGAUGUAAAAGAAGCCAUAAGAAGGCUUCCUGAGAACCUUUGUAACGACAGAGUGUUUCGCAUUAAGAGAGCACUGGACCUCAGCAUGAGGCAGCAGAUCCUGCCUACAGAGCAGUGGACAAAAUAUGAGGAGGAUAAAUUCUACCUUGAACCGUAUCUGAAAGAGGUUAUUCGGGAAAGAAAAGAGAGAGAAGAAUGGGCAAAGAAGUAA